Molecule: messenger RNA, 1258 nt
Organism: Spinacia oleracea (spinach)
Lineage: Eukaryota; Viridiplantae; Streptophyta; Magnoliopsida; Caryophyllales; Amaranthaceae
Exons: 2
Coding region: 207-1028 (273 amino acids)
Biological process (GO): microtubule-based process
Cellular component (GO): cytoplasmic dynein complex
Molecular function (GO): dynein intermediate chain binding
Source: RefSeq, a predicted model, not a curated record
CCCCAUUCUCUUCCUCCCUUCUCACAUUUUUCCACAACCAAAAACUAGUCAAUUUUUGAAACCUCAAUCGGCGCAAGUUAGCAACAAAAAGCCACUACUCAACCCCAUCAAAAUCAAAAUCAAAAUCACCACCCAAAAGGCCAAAAACCCUACCCAUUUUUGCCUUGAAAUCAAUCUAUUUUCUCUCCCCCUAACCCACAAAUAAGAUGGCCCACAACCCCACCCACCACCGGCGCAAGUUAGCAACUCCAGAAACACCUCCCAUUUCACAACCCAUCACCGGGAAAAGACACACCAAGCCAUCAACCACCACAACUUCCACCGUCUACAACCUCACAAACCACUUCUCAAGGCUACAUCCCAAUCCAAAGCCCACUAAAACCCAAAACCCACUUCCCCAAAAACACAUGGACACCCAAUUACAAGCCAAAGCCUUAUCACAAUCAGUCAAUUUUGAGCCUUCAAAUCCAAGUUUUGGUCAAAAUAAUGGGAAAAGGGAGAAAAGGGUGGUUUUAGAAAGUGGCAAAAACAAGUCUUUGGUGGUUGUUGAGGAGAAAGAAUUGAAGAAAGUGGGUAGAGAAUCUAAGAAAUUAGGAGAAAUACUUAAUAAUAGUAAUAAUCUUAAUAGUAAUAAUAAUAAUAAGGUUAUGGUGGUUAAACCAACAUUAGUGGCUAAUAAUGGGAUGGGGAAGAGAAGGUCAUUUUGUGAUGUUCAAGUGGAGUUAGCUAAUUUCUUGCUAACCAAUUGUGCUAAAGUGGUUUCUGCUGAUAUGCCACCAUUUAUGCAGAUUCAUGUUGUUGGUUUUGCAAGGAAGAUUAAAGAUAGUCUUGAGAAAUUCACUUCUAAGAAUCUUGCCUUGUCAUUGAAAAAGGAACUUGAUGGAGUUUAUGGACCUGCUUGGCAUUGUAUUGUAGGGAGCAGUUUUGGGUCAUUUGUGACUCACUCUGUUGGUGGAUUUCUCUAUUUUUCUUUGGAUCAGAAGUUGUAUGUCUUGUUGUUUAAAACUACUGUACAAAGAGCCGAUUGAAGCUACAAAAACAUUCCGAUAAAGGAAUACGGUGCAAUUAUUUUGAAACGGAGUUACUCGAAGUAAUUAGGAAGAUGCUUUGAUUUGAUGAAUGAUGAAAAAAAAAAAGGCUUCUUAGGGAGUAAAUAGUGAAAACAAAUUUUGUAGUCUUAUGUAUACCAAACUUUGUACUGAUGUACAUGUUUCUUGCUACUUUAAAAUAUAAAUACAAGUGAUGUAGUUACAGGUUU